This is a messenger RNA of Quercus lobata, 1732 nucleotides long. Its product is annotated as thiamine phosphate phosphatase-like protein. The transcript is spliced from 4 exons. Gene Ontology annotation, molecular function: phosphatase activity. Lineage: Eukaryota; Viridiplantae; Streptophyta; Magnoliopsida; Fagales; Fagaceae. Bases 56 to 892 code for a protein of 278 amino acids. The record is from RefSeq and is a predicted model, not a curated record.
GUUGCAAGUGCUUUGCUAAGUUGUAACAAAAACUCUCUGUAUCUUUUUUCUCUCAAUGAAUGAUAAGCGGUCAGUGGUGGUAGCAAUGGCAAGGGUGGUGAUUGUUUUCGACUUUGACAAGACUAUCAUAGACUGUGAUAGUGAUAAUUGGAUCGUGGAUGAGUUGGGUGUCACCCAAUUGUUCACUCAGCUCCUCCCUACCCUGCCUUGGAACUCUCUCAUGGAUAGGAUGUUGAUGGAGCUUCACUCUCAAGGAAAGACGACUGAGGACAUUGCAGAGUGCUUGAAAAAGGUUCCAUUGAAUCCCAGGAUUAUAUCUUCAAUUAAAUCAGCACAUGCUUCUGGGUGUGAUUUGAGGAUAGUCAGUGAUGCAAAUGCAUUUUUCAUUGAAACAAUCUUGAAACAUCAUGGGCUGAUAAAUUGUUUCUCAGAAAUCAACACGAACCCAAGCUUUAUUGAUAGGGAAGGUAGGCUUAGAAUCUUACAAUUCCAUGAUCUCAAUACGCCUCCUCAUGGUUGCAAUAUUUGCCCUCCCAACAUGUGCAAGGGUCUAAUAAUGGAAAAGAUCAGAGCUUCUGUAUCAGCAGAGGGAAAUAAGCGGUUCAUCUAUCUUGGUGAUGGAUCCGCAGAUUUCUGCGCCAGUUUGAAGCUUGAAGGAGGAGAUUUCCUGAUGCCGAGGAAAGAUUUCCCAAUCUGGGAAAUAAUAUGCACCAACCAAAGACUCAUAAAAGCAAACAUUCAUGAAUGGAGCAAUGGGGAGGACCUUGAAACCACACUGCUCAAGUUAUUGAACUCAAUCUUCCUUGAAGAAGAGAAAAGCAGUGUGAGAACUGAUCAAUUGGUUGAAGUUGAUUGCAAGUUCCUCACGAGUUCAAUCAUUACCCAUGCAUGAUACCUUUAGCAAUGCUCUCCCAGUUCCCCAAUAGUUGUAUGGGUCUCUAUUUUGUGGUUAUAAGAGUGCCACUUAUGUUUCUAAUGUUUGAACCUCUUAUUAGCUUUUACCAAUUGCAAAUUACAAUAACUCUGCGUCUUCUUGACGAGAAACUAAAUUAGCUUUUCUCUGCAUGGAAAUCAUUUUCCUUGAAGAAUGAGACAACUACAGCUGUAAUGAUUAUCAUUUUCAUGAUAAGUGUUGGGGUUCAAUCUCAACCAACCCAACAUGCACAUAUCAUUUUUAUAUCAAAAUCACGCACAAGAAUUCUCUGUUUCAAUAUUUUAGAUAAAGUAAAAUCCCAACAUUCUAUAUCAAAGCCUCGCACAAAAUUUUUAGUGUUCAAUUUCCAACAUUCAAUAAAAUACAAAAUUAAGACCGCCAAAAAGUGGAGUAUGACGCACCUGGAAGCCAAUAAUGGCCCUCGCGUGGCUUAUUGGGGCCCAAAUGAAUGGUCAGUACAAGCUGAAAACACACUAAUUAUUCUCCAAAUGAGAAAUGCUAGGGACACCAAUUUUAUGUCAUAACUUGUCACAUAGUGAGUUGUGAUUGGUAAAGAUGUGUUAAUGGGUUAUAUGGGAACACACCCUUACCAAUUACAACUCGCCAUGUGGCAAGUUGUGACACAAAAUUGUGCCAAAAUUAGUGUCCCUAGCAUUUCUCUCUACAAAUAUGUUGCUUUCAAACCCAAAAAGGGUCCUAGUCACUGUUUAUACAUCAACAAAAGUGCCUAAUAUAAUACUUAUUAAACAGAGCAUAGUAAAAAUGGAGAUAUACAUAAGCCCACUUCCCCUCCACGUA